AUGAUUCCAUUGUGGAUGGUCACUUCAUGCACAAAAAAAUAUGCAGUCACUGAUUCACCUGAGGCCCCACCGGUUAUAGCAAACUCCCAUGAAAGUCAGUAUCUUAAGCAUAUUCAGUAUGCGAUGGCAUUUGGAGGCCUGGCCGUUCAUGUAUUUUCAGAUGUUAGCUUCUUUUUUGAAGUUACAACCAACUCAUUCUUUGAAAAAGCUAUUUCUUUGAAAGAUAUAAUAUUGUCUAAUGUACUCUUACUUGCUCUUAUUACAUUAUUGCAGUUUCUGCGUGCAGCAGGAGUCAAUUUGUUGAAACAAAAAGAUACAUGGAUUUUGUUAGCCCUUAGUCUCAAGCCAAGAAAAGAUCAUUUUCCGGGUUGGAAAUAUUCGGAUGGCCCUUUACUCAAUCCUCUUGGUUUGGCAAAAGAUAUAAAGAAUGGUCAGGAUUCCAAGCUCAAGGAGAUUAAAAAUGGUGAGGUGGCCAUGCUUGGCUUCUCUGUGCAAGUUUCAGCAACUCAUGUUGGGCAAGUUGAAAAGCUUUUGGAGCACCUCUCUGAUCCAUGGCAGAAAACUAUUUUUCAAACCUUAGCUAACUCUAGCUCUUGA
This is a messenger RNA of Humulus lupulus (European hop), 597 nucleotides long. RefSeq lists its product as uncharacterized. The record is from RefSeq and is a predicted model, not a curated record. Bases 1 to 597 code for a protein of 198 amino acids. NCBI's taxonomy places the organism in Eukaryota, Viridiplantae, Streptophyta, Magnoliopsida, Rosales, Cannabaceae. Gene Ontology annotation, cellular component: membrane. Gene Ontology annotation, biological process: photosynthesis, light harvesting in photosystem I; response to light stimulus. The transcript is spliced from 4 exons.